GUUAUUGGCAGGUACUGCCCAGCUCGGGUAUUGGUAAAAUCCAAUAUCAGUCGACCUCUGCUUUAUGAGAAUGCCCCUGAGAUACGUAUGGUCAGCAAACCAACUCGGCUUGUAUAGCAGUCUACAAGAUGACGCAUGCAAUGGCGAUCGAGAAUGGCUGACUAAUAUAGAAGAUGACUAUUUGGAAUCCUAACUGUUUGAGUAGAGUCCUAUGUAUAGAUGAGGAGUUGAAAGAGCUUGACCAGUGUUAGGUAGAGAUGAAUCAAGGGCUUCACUACAAGUGGAUACUCAAAUGGCACUGUGGAUCAUCUCAGAAGCCAUUAUUCAAAGUGAAAUGUCUAGGAAAGAAAAAAAACCUCUCAAUUCAGAAUUUCAUUAUAAAGUAAACCUUGGAGAAAAUUGAAUGUCACAUUAAUUAUGCAAGCUGUUGGAUUUGCAAGGGUGGGUUUUCCCAGGUGAAAACUGAAUUUUCCUUGGAAUUCUGAAAGUACUAUGCUUCCUGAAGGAAGUAGAAUGGAGGCUGGAUAGUUUUGUGUGUCAGAGUUGCUGCUGAAAAUGGGUCUGAAAGGGGCUCCUUCAUUGUGAUUAUAUCCUCAAAUUUGCAUUGGUUAAUAUAAUGACCUUCUGUUCAAACCACACCUCACAAAGGACUUAGCAUGAUGCCACAAGUAAAUGCUCUCUAGAAAACCACACAUGUGCAGGGUGCUCUUACCCCUUUUCUCCUUGAUGUCCUUAAUGCUUCAGUGACACAGUGGUACAUUUGGGCACUAGUUGAAAUGAAGCAUGCUGCUGUAAGGGUAGCACAUGCGAACACAUGCAGUGUGGAUGGGAGACAUGCUUGCGUGACACAGCCGAUCUGAAUUUGGGGCAUGUCUGAUCUUUGACCAUGUUAGGGUUUGGAUAUGUACUGUGCAUUGAUUUAGCAUCAGUGUCAUUGCUUUUGAUCUGGAUCAAAGGUAGGUGGCUUAAUCCACAUGCACAGAUGGUUUUAAGAACCAGUAACAUGCAGGUAUGUGAAAAUACUGAUAAAGCCAAGUAAAAUAAAGUGCAGAGCAAAGCAGUCAUAUGUUCUGUUAGUUCAAUAUGCACAAUAUAUUGCCUCACAGUUAAACUUAUUGAUAGACAAUAAAGAUGCUAGAAUGUCAUGGUGGUACACCCGAGUAGCAUUGCUGUCUCACAACUCCAGGGUCCAAACCUGAGCUUGUAUUACUGUCUGUGUAGAGUUUCUGUGCAUGUUCUCAUCGUGCCCACAUGGGUUUCCUUGCUGCAGAAGGACUGGCCCUACUGUGACCCUGUGCAGGAUAGGUUACUGAAGAUGAACCAAUGAAGAUGCAAUAUGUUUUACUUCCAUUAGAAGACACCUGAAGCCUUUAUGCAUCCCAUCUGUGGAUGGGUACCAUGAAUUGUGAAGAACCAAAUGUGGAGAGGGCUGUUCUCUCCUGGUCCAGAUUUGCUACGGCUGGCCAAACUGCCCUCAAGGAGGCCCUGAAGGUCUUCAAUCCCAUUUCCCAGGACCUCUCAGAGACAGAGAGGCAAAUGGUAUCUUUUCUUCAGGCGUUAAAAGAUGAAGGACGUAAACCAGUGGUGUUAAGAAGCAAAGAUGUAUAUGGAUACAGGUCUUGCACAACACGAUCUCUCACAACAGAGAUUGGCAGUAAGAUUCCGAGAGUACAAAAACCUUGUAAGAAACGAGGUCGAAAGACUUUGAUAAAAAGCAAGGAUGCCAGUUCCUCGGUUUUCGGUACAACCACCAAGGCCAUCUUACAAAACCAGCCCAAGAUUCUACUGACCAAUCUCUCAGUAGAUACCCUCAAGCAGACUGUUUCACCCAAGCCAUCAGUGCCGAUUCCAAGUUCUGUUCAAGUGCAGCAGUGCCUGAAAUUAACAAACAUAAAGGGUGUUACUGGGGGCCAUACUGCAAGGCUGCAAAUUCAUUUUGGUGUGGACUCGCAAAGCACGAUCAGUCCCAGUGUCCAUUGCCCACCAACACUCUCUGGGAUACCACACUCUCCUUCAGAAAACAUCACUCAAACGUCAAGUGUAGUAGCUUUGGACAAUAAAAGAAUUUUGUCCUGUCCAGUUAAAGUGGAUGAUGCUCUCAUUGGAGAUUCUGCCCCAAUUGUUUGUCAAAAUGGUAUUAGUCUGAAAGACGGUAAAAAGGUCCAGAUAAUAUCAGGUAAAUCUGGUGUGAUGAGCAAUGGUUUGAACUGUGAGGACAGUGAUUCAAUGAGAAGGCUGAACUGCCAAGCUUUAGGUUGGUCUCAACCAGCGCUCGUCACGAAUGGCCAAGACGUGUCUAAACUGAAUGGAAAUAGUCUUCAGUGGAAAGUCAUCAAAGUGGACGAGUCUGUCACUGACGAGGAGGUGAGGAAAGAGGCUCAGAAAAUCUUGCGAGUCAAUUUGUCACCUGUGAUACAGAUUCAUCCACUUGUACAUUCUGUAUAGACUAGAGAGAUCAAAAGUGACUUUUAUAUCCACAUAUACUAUUAGAAUUUCUUAUACUGGGGCGUUACUUGGAUCAAAACAUGAUGAUUUUCAGUCUGAGUGGGAGUCUUAUCUCAAAUUAUGCAUUUUUCACAUGUAUGACCAACUCUGGAGAUCCAAAGAGGGAAAUUAGUUUGAUUUUCCGUUACAUAAGUGUUUAUUUUAUUUUAUUCAUUGGAAUUUUGCCUUGAUUUUGAGAAACUAAGUUAAAAUAAAAAAACACAUUGUAUCACUAUGCAGUGUUCCUAUAUCCCCCCUUUUUGGAACAGGCUCCCUGAGAAACAGAAUUUAUAAAUUAAUCGGACUCAAUGUAAGAUUGGUUUAGAGGGAUGAUACAUUAUUAUAAUUUGUUAUAUUUCAGUUUGCUAUUGUUUUUGAAAUGCCUUGGCUGUGUGUUUAUUUUUCCAAUGCAUACGUCAGUAGGUAUAGACUGAAAAAUGUUUAAGUUUUAAUGGUACAUGCGGGUAGGAUUAUGUUCAUUCACUAGCUACAGUUACAGACCUAGCUGUCACAGUGAGUCUUGCUUGUCCAACACCAUACUAUGUUGAAGAUAACAGUGGCUUGGGUUAGAGGCAUUUAAAAAAAAAAGGGGGGGGGGAGACAUGAUUCGUUGCUGAAUAUUGAGUACAGAUUUUUUUUUUCCCCCAGAAUUGCUUAGUAUUCUUCUUGCUUUAAUUCAACAGCUAAUUGUCAAUCCCUCUAAUUUUGAGAUUUACAGAACUAAAGCUGAACUGCAUUUUUUAUGUUCUUGAUAUAAUAAUGUCAUAUCAUAAUGAUAUAAUAAUGCCUAUAAUAAUGAGUUUUACAUCUAGUGAGAACUUUCUACUAAUUUGAAUCUGUGAAUUUGAGGUUGUUACCGCAACUCUGGGACAUGGUUUCCUCUGAGGCCCUGGUCAGUUCUUCUCCUGCUUUUCUACAGACACCAUAAGCAGCAAGCAUGGCUGUGGUUUGACCGGGGAGUAUAGAUGUUGAGAGUCACUAUAAUCAUUAUAAACACUCACCAAGACAACUGGAAAUAGUGAAGGCCUGGCCAGGACUUAGCAGUGCAUAAGAAAAAUGCAAAAAAAAGAGAAAAGAAUCCUUACCCCCCUGUACCAUUUAAUAGAUUGGGAGCACUAUGAUAGAUUAAUUUUAUCACAGGGCAAAAGAAAUGGCCUUACGUUUUCUUUUUCUUUUUGUUGAAAAUGUGAUGGUGUAUUUUAUUCUGUAAUUCUCACUUCAAUUUUUUUAAAUGAGACAACACUGGUAUUUUGGUGCUCAAUGAUUACAAUGUUGCCAUACCCACUAGCCUUCACAAUUAUGUAAUAAAUUGCUGACAUUGAUGGCCUAGAGCCUAAUUUCACUUUCAAUAACAAUAUUAACCAACAUCUUUCUGGUUCCCAUUUUAAAGUCUUGUCUAAUGACUGAUCUGGGUGAGAGUCAAGCUUGGCAACUUCUCAGCCUUCAGUCAGCAGAACUUGCAUCCAGUUUGACAAAAACAGUUUGGGUGUAAACAUCCCAACAACUCUGUUUCUCUAUACGUUUUUAAUAUCCAUAUUGUCAUGGUGACAAACAUCCAAGCACACCCCAAAAACCAACCAAGUUUUUUCCACCAAAAAUACUGACUAAAAAGCUCAUUUUGAGGUCAUAUAUACAUAUCUUUAUUUUUUUUUCCCCCUCUAAUGACUCUCUAUAUACAUAGCUUGAGCUUAGAUAUGGAUGUAUUUUUCAAGACUAUUGGAGUGUAUUUGUCAGCAAAUGUUCAUGAUCUUUUGCAGAAUCUAACUGUAAACUCUUAAAUACUGCAGUUUUUACAUAACACUUAACCUGUGUACACAGUUGAACCGUUUCAAAUGAGCAUUCAGCCAUUCCUCAUGACUUUGUUAUUGGAAUAAUUUUGUGUUGGGAGAAGGACAUUAUGCCGGAAGCCACAAAAUCCUUUUUAAGACUAUUUCAGUCUGCAACAGAAACCAGUGCCGAGACAUCCAGAACAACUUCGUUCUUUAUUACUGACUAAUCUUUUUCAUUCAGUUGAAUCUGUGACCUUGAACUGUAAAAUGUCAGUGUUGUAUCUUUAGUUAAUAUUAAGAAGUUGUGAAUUAAAGUAUUUAAAAAUGACCUGUGUUAAUUUCUUUCUCACCUGCUUUUGGGUUACUGAAAGACUCAACAGCAAUUGGAUAGUAUGUAUGCAAAUUAUUAAUGAAAAAUUAUCCCCUAUAGAAACUAACCCAUAUUGUGUAGGUAUGCUUUAAUUUACAGGUAAACCAUUGGGGGACUUGUUAUAACCCAAACACCAGGGAUUACACCGGCUAAAAGUUUACAUACACCUAGGCUAAAGAAACUCCAUUUUCACACUCCAUGUUUCAUGUUACCAAAAAUUUCAUGUAUGUCAAUUAGGGUAUCUAUUUCCAUUUGACUCAGUUUCAAAAUAACAGCUCAGUAGUUUUGACUCAGUAGGUCAAAAGUUUGCUUGCACUUUGCUGG
Messenger RNA from Ictalurus furcatus (blue catfish), 4947 nucleotides. RefSeq names its product coiled-coil domain containing 71 (gene ccdc71). NCBI's taxonomy places the organism in Eukaryota, Metazoa, Chordata, Actinopteri, Siluriformes, Ictaluridae. The transcript is spliced from 2 exons. The record is from RefSeq and is a predicted model, not a curated record. Bases 1390 to 2445 code for a protein of 351 amino acids.